Molecule: messenger RNA, 2964 nt
Organism: Pelagomonas calceolata
Lineage: Eukaryota; Pelagophyceae; Pelagomonadales; Pelagomonadaceae
Source: the annotation of a GenBank genome assembly
GUCAAAGCUGGCUGGCGCAUCGCGAAGGCGCGGCGCCGGGGAGUUUCAGGCGCGUUGAGAUCUGUACGCGCAGCGCGCAGCGCCGCGGAACGGAAUCGGCGCUCGCAAAGCCGCGGCAGAGCCCCAGCAGAUUAAACUUGGGAGAGCGUCAGGAGGCGACCUGCUCUGUGAAGAACAACGAUGCCGGCGGGCCGCGCGGCGGCAUUCGGCGCCGCGGCGACCGUCGUGGGCGCCUACGCGCUGCAGGACCACCUGCGCUCGCGCGCCGCGCGGCGCGAGGAGGAGGACCAGAAGCGGGCGAUCAUGGAGAUGUUCGAGCGCGAGGCCGAGGAGGGUCCGAUGGGCCUGCGGGGGACGGAGGAGGGCUACGCGUUCAAGAGGCUCGAGGACGCCCAGCAGGCGGAGCUGCUCUGCGUCGCGCUCGAGAAGCUCUUCUUCAGACUCAAGAAGGCGGCGCCACCGUCGUCGGCCGUGACGGCGCUCCCGUUCCUCGAGAUCGGCGAGGCGGCGCCCGCGACGGUCGUGCUGGCGUGCGUACUCGCGCUCGGCGACGACGAGCUCGCGUGGCGGUUGUUCGGCGACGACGAAGACAAGGAGCCGCGCAGCGCGGCCGAAGGGAAGCUCCGCGCCGCGCUGGCCGCGUCCAAAUCCGUCGGAAUCUCGGCGAGCUUUCUCUCUGACUCGCCCGGUGGCAAGCAGGCCGUCGUCGACUUCUGCCGCGGGCUCGGGGCCGAGCCGCUCGCGCCAAAGAGCAACGUGACGUUCGACGCCGCCCGGUCGCGACUGGAGAUCAACCGGGUGUCCCAGAAACCGGAGGUAAUGCUCGGAGAGGUCCAGGAACAGGUCAACGACUGGAAGCCGGAGGACUCCGCCAUCGUCACGCUGUACCAGGUCGUCUCGCAGUGGGUCUGGCGGCGCGGCGCGCCCGGCGUCCGGGCCGCCCAGGGCGCGGACACGGAACUGGCGCGGCAGCUCGGGCAGAGCCUGGGCGUGGGCGUCUGCCGCCAGUCCGCGCUCAAGGAGACGGGCGGCAACGCCAUCGUCAACUCGGUCUACGCCGAAAACACGGACUCGUUUCUGGACCGGCUCGUGUCGGGCGAGCUGCCCUCGACGCUCGACGAGGCCGGCCGCUACUUUAUUGAUCGUAACGGUGAGAGCUACCAGCCGCACACGUUCCAGAUCAAAUACCGCAAGGCCAGCAACGGCGGGCCCCGCGACGCCCUGUGGCUGUCGUGCGCGUUCGCGCCGGGCGGCGGCUUCUCCGUGCCCGUGCACCGGUCGUCGAUCCGCCGCGAGGACAACGGUGUGACCUACAUGAAGUCCAUGGGAGAGGCGACGGGCAAGCAGCCGCUGAACCAGCAACCAAAAAAGGAAGUCGUGGCGGCGCGCGCCCACUUCCUGGCGGCCCUGAAGACGGCCGCCGUCGGCGACGCCUGGGCGAAGGCCCUCGAGCGCGAGGCGGGCCCCUGGUCGCUCGAGCACGUCGCGGCGCGGCGCGGCGACCUCGUGCACAUCGAGUCGCGGCGCGACGAGGAGGUGACGCUCGAGUUCCUGCGCGGCGCCGACGAGGCGCUGCUGAACGUCGACCCGCAGACGGUCCGCCGCGCCCUCGCCGCGGCGCUCGUCCGCGUCGUGCCGGACCGCGAGGCGGACGAGGGCCCGGGCCCGGGCGUGGCGGAAGAGGUCGACGCGUUCGCGACGGAGUACGCCGAGCUCAUCCUCAUCGGACUGAGCAAGGUGCCGCGGCUUGCCGACGGCCGCACGCCGGUCGAGGUCGUGCCCGACGAGUCGGUGGAGGACAAGGCCGACCGGGAGUGGCUCGGGUUCACGCAUAACGGGUCCUACGCGGCCCGCACGCGCCACGUGCUGGUGAAGCGCGAGCGGGACCGGCGCCGGAGCGCGCGCGAGCUGGCCGUCGCGUACGUGCCACUCGCGUUCCGCCUCGCGUUCGCGGUGGUCGUCUUAAUAGGCUUCGCCGGGUUCGCCUGGGGUACGGCCACCAAUUUCGUCGUGUUCCUGCCGGACACGAUGGCCUUGGCGGUGUCGGUCGUGCUGAACCUCUGGGCGCUCUCUUCGACGCUCAACUACACGGCCGCGUUCCUCGAGGUCGACGCCGACGCCUCGGCCUGGCGCCGCGCCGCCGUCGUCACGUGCCGCUUCCACGAGGGCUUGGCUCGCGUGAUGUCCUGGGAGCUGCCGCUCGUGGCCCGGACGCGGGCGCUGCAGGCGUCGUGCGGCGACGUGGUGCUGCGGUGGUCGCGGCGCCUCCAGCGCCAGGCCUUCCGCGAGCACCUGUCGCGGGGGCGCAUCCGGGCGUCGGACGCUUGUUUAUUUCUCGAAGAUGUCGCUCGCUGUCGCGCGAGGCGGCCCGCGCGGCCCGCGCGGGCCGACGUCGAGGACCCGCUCUACCAGUACGCCGGCGAGAAGGGCGCGACACGGGGCGUGAUUCCCGGCACGCGCGACGAGGCGGAGGCGUUCCUGGGCCUCGCCGUCGAGGAGGAGCACACGGGCGCAGCGCCCCUCCCUCUGCCGUCGGCGGCGCUCGUGGCGUCGUUAUGCGGCGUCGCGUCGGGGCGGUUCGCGGGCCUCCUCGAGAACGGCCCCGCGAGCCCCGCGAGCCCGGAGGAGCCGCGAGAAGAGCCCGAGGAGCCGCAGGAGCCGCCGCCGGUGCGGCCCGCGCCGCUGCCCAAGAAGCGCACCAUCGAGGAGGCGCUCGAGGCGGGCGGCUGGGAGUUCAAGCGCGGAAAGCACCACAUCGUCUUCGAGCGCCACGUCGUCGCGCCGGGCGGCCGCCGCGCCAAGCAGACGUUCGUCGCCGCGUCGACGCCGUCGGGCCGCGGCCGCAAGCAAGAGCUCGCCCGGCUCAACAAGCUCAACCGCGAAGGCCCUGCCGCGCCCGCCGACGCGGGGGGGGUGCAGCGGACGGCGCGGCGCCGCAAGAAGCUGGGCAAGCGCGGACGCUAG